Sitophilus oryzae (rice weevil) is the source of this 1655-nucleotide messenger RNA. Its product is annotated as homeobox protein rough-like. The transcript is spliced from 3 exons. The coding region runs from base 115 to 807 and encodes 230 amino acids. Gene Ontology annotation, biological process: regulation of DNA-templated transcription. The record is from RefSeq and is a predicted model, not a curated record. NCBI's taxonomy places the organism in Eukaryota, Metazoa, Arthropoda, Insecta, Coleoptera, Curculionidae. Gene Ontology annotation, molecular function: DNA binding; DNA-binding transcription factor activity, RNA polymerase II-specific.
UCCAGUCUCUUGGUCUGAAAGUGAUCAGCUUAAUUUUAGUAAACCUUGUUGUGAUUAUGUGAUAGAACAUUAGUGUUUUAUUUUUGUAAAAAUUUAUGUAUUGUUGUAGUUGCAAUGACAACUGUAUCUACCACCAAAACAAAUCAACCUUCGAGUCCGAGAGAGUUUUUUAAGAAACUCUAUGGAGAUUUAGAGAAAAAUGACUUGGAAAAGUCUUCAGAAAAGUCUGAAAAAAGUAUAGACGAAAAAAAUGACCUGGGAUGUCCAGGGAAUCACGGGAAUGGUUCUAAAAGUACUAGGGAAGAGUUGGUGGUUCCUGUACCGAUUCUGGCAACUUCUUUCCCGUUUUUGUUGCCUCCUGAGUCGCAUCUAGCAGCUGCGGCGGCGGGACUUUCAGCUUUCUUAGCCAGACGUCGUAGGAAAGAAGGUAGACCCAGACGUCAAAGAACAACUUUCAGUUCAGAACAAACCUUGAGACUGGAGAUCGAAUAUCAGAGAUCAGAAUACAUCAGUAGGGGUAGAAGAUGUGAGCUCGCUGACGAGUUACGUCUCUCCGAGACUCAGAUCAAAAUUUGGUUCCAAAACAGACGAGCCAAAGACAAACGUAUAGAAAAAGCUCAUAUGGAUCACCAUUACAGGAAACUAAUGGGUUCAUUUCAAUCAACCCUGUGCCAAAUAUGCUCAGAAGGACCUUGUUAUCAUUUGCCUUCUAUAAUGAGCCGUGAAAUUUCUUCUCAAAAUCCUACAGAGUCAGAAGCAGUUAUUUUUAAUAGUUUAGAAAAUAAAGAUGAUCACGUUGUAUCAUAAACUUGAGAGUCAAGAGUUAUUGACUUGGUUUAGAGAGUUGGUAUCAACAUCAUAACAAUAUACAAGUUGUUUUAAGUGAAAGAAGCCAUAAGAAUACCAUGUUCUUUAGUUGUUACUCGAAAAAAAUAUUGUUCUCUAUUUCAAACUAUGGUUUUAAAAUGUUGGACAGGAAAAACUGUAAAAAUAUCUUAAUAAUAAGACCUGGUUGCCAAUUAAGUAUCGAUUUUUGGAUAUAAAGAGUGCUUAAGAAACAUAAAGACAGAUAAAAACUACUUCAAAAUGUUCCAUUUGAAGUAGCUGAGAAAAAAUGCAUCUAGUUUUGACUCACCCUGUAUGUAGAGUGAUAUUUAAAUCAUACAUAGUAUCAUGAACUUUGUGAAGAAUACUGUACUGUGACUGUUAAUAUACAGACUAUAUAAUAUUUUCAGUUAAAAAAAAAUAAUUAAUUUUAUGGUAUUAGAAUUUUGAAAUUUUAAAAAUUGAAGAAAAUUUUAACAAAAAGUGAUUAUUCGAAAAUGCCUCGGUAUAAAGUUUAUGAUAAUACGGUAUUUUUAGAAGAAAAAAUUCCUGACAUUGAAUAAAAAAUAUACAGCUGUAUAUUUAAAAAAGCUGCAAGAUAAGUUUAAAUAACCUUGUAUAUUAAAAAAAAAUCUUUUUAAAAUUUUGUUUUGGCGAAAUCAACUUAUUCCAAGCUACCAUAGCUUCACUUAGAGACUUUAUAUCAAAUUAAUAUUGAUUUAAUCAGUCUCUAUAAAACAUAUUUCACUGUAUAAACCUUGUACUGUGGUAAUAUUGUCUGUAAUCUUUGUAUAUAUUAUGUUUUUCUUUUCAUUUCCAUUGAUUUUAUU